Molecule: messenger RNA, 1284 nt
Organism: Saccoglossus kowalevskii
Lineage: Eukaryota; Metazoa; Hemichordata; Enteropneusta; Harrimaniidae
Product: zinc finger protein 726-like
Source: RefSeq, a predicted model, not a curated record
AUGUCUAACGUGCUACUAGACCAUGCUGAAGUACAUGUCAAGCCUUUCAUGAAAAAUAAUGGCGACGAAAGACUAACUCAAAGUGUGGAAGCGAAGUCGCAGGGUAAAGUAUGCUGCAGUUGUUUGACCAAGACAGACCACCCAGAAAGGCACAUGAGAUUACAUACUGAUGAGCAACCAUACCAGUGUAAAGAUUGUCGCAAGUGGUUUGCUGGGAAAGGCAACCCGGAAAAACACACUAGAGUGCAUGCCAGGGAGCAGCCAUACCAGUGCGAAGAAUGUGGCAAGAGUUUUGCUUGGAAAGGCAUGCUGAAAACACACAUGAGAGUACAUACUGGUGAGCAACCAUAUCAGUGUAAAGCAUGUGGCAAGCGUUUUUCCCAGAAAAGCAACCUGAAAAGACAUAUGAGCAUACAUACUGGUGAGCACUCAUACCAGUGCGAAGAAUGUGGCAAGCGUGUUGCUGGGAAAGACAAGCUGAAAGAACACACAAAAGUGCAUACUGGUGAGCAGCCAUACCAGUGUAAAGAAUGUGGCAAUUGUUUUACCUGGAAAAACAACCUGAAAGCACACAUGAGAGUGCACACUGGUGAGCAGCCAUACCAGUGUAAAGAAUGUGACAAGUGUUUUAACCGGACAAGCAACCUGAAAACACAUAUGAGAUUGCACACUGGUGAGCAGCCAUACCAGUGUAAGGAAUGUGAUAAGUGUUUUAAACGGACAAGCAACCUGAAAACACAUAUGAAAGUGCACACAGGUGAGCAUCCAUACCAGUGUAAGGAAUGUAACAAGUGUUUUACCCAGAUGAGCAGUCUGAAAGCACACAUGAUAGUGCAUACUGGUAAGCAGCCAUACCAGUGUAAAACAUGUAACAAGUGUUUCACCUGGAAAAGCAGCCUGAAAAAACACAGGAGAGUGCAUACUGGUGAGCAGCCAUACCAGUGUAAGGAAUGUGACAAGUGUUUUACCUGGAAAAGCAACCUAAAAACACACAUGAGACUGCAUACUGGUGAGCAGUCAUACCAGUGUAGGGAAUGUGACAAGUGUUUUACCUGGAAAAGCAACCUAAAAACACACAUGAGAGUGCAUACUGGUGAGCAGCCAUACCAGUGUAAGGAAUGUGACAAGUGUUUUACCUGGAAAAGCAGCCUUAAAACACAUAAGAGAAUGCACAACGGUGAGCAGCCAUACCAGUGUAAGGAAUGUGACAAGUGUUUUACCUCGAGAAGCAAUCUAAAAAGACAUAUGAUUGUGCAUAGUGGUAAGCAGCCCAUACCUGUGUGA